Molecule: messenger RNA, 10698 nt
Organism: Gallus gallus (chicken)
Lineage: Eukaryota; Metazoa; Chordata; Aves; Galliformes; Phasianidae
Gene: SOCS6
Product: suppressor of cytokine signaling 6
Exons: 2
Coding region: 4841-6445 (534 amino acids)
Biological process (GO): protein ubiquitination; intracellular signal transduction; phosphatidylinositol phosphate biosynthetic process
Cellular component (GO): phosphatidylinositol 3-kinase complex
Molecular function (GO): 1-phosphatidylinositol-3-kinase regulator activity
Source: RefSeq, a predicted model, not a curated record
GGGGGGGGAAAAAAAAGAACUUUCAUCUUAAAUCUUUGUCUUUAAACCAAAAUUCUUAUUUUAACCUCCUUCUGUAAUACUAACUGCUAAUAUUAUCAUUUGUAUGUAACUAGGAAGAUUGUGUAGGGUACCUAUAGAGCGAUGAACAUGUAUAUUUUUCUGGGUCUUGUGGUUCUUUCAGCCUUAAAAUCUUGAUACCUAAAAGCCUGAUGAAGAUGGGUUUAAGAACCUAAUAACUAUAGAUAGAUCCGGGGAGAGAGGGAAAGAGAGAGACAGAGUGAAGCAUAUUCACUUGGGAAGAAAUUAUAAGAUUGUUAGAAAAACGUUUUUGUAUGCAAACCUUUUCCUUGGAUAAGUUUUCCCUUCUUUUAGGUACUUUCAGAGCCUCAAACAAAUCAAUGUUAUUCUCAGUUGGGUUGCAUCUUGCUAAGUAGCGUAGGUGUUCCAGAAUAGAAAUGAGAUGCUAACGUAACUGUAUGCAAGACUGGGUUCUUCAUACUUGAUGUAAUAUACUCUUGCCUUUAGAAUGGAUUCUGAAGUUCUAGUGAAGCAUCUUCUUGAUACCAUUUGUUAUUGCAGACUACACUGUGGGUUCUACAUGGGAACAUUUAUCUACAAUACAAGAUUAAAUACAAAAUUACCUAAAACUUCCCUUGUUUGCAUAUACACAGACGGACUUUCUGGCCCAGUUCAUCUUUCAUCUUAAACUGUUUUUCUUUACAGUAGAAUAUCUUAAACAAGAAUAAGUGAGAAUUUCCCUUCCGUCAUGUCUUGGACUGCUCUCCAGGUUGCUAGAAUUUGUCAUUUGAUUUUUCCCAUGGGGCAAAAUCCUUUUUGUAAUUUGUAGAGAUACUGCGAUAGCUUCUCCACUUCUCAUGAUGUCCAGAAAAAGGUGUUUGUACCUAUAUUUUAUUUGACAUGAUUUUGUGAGGUGAUGACAGGCAGUUUCAUAUUUCCCUUUCAGAACAUGUCUGAGGAGCAAGGCAUAGCCAUGAGGCAGGCUUGGGUACAGUUUUUCCCAGAUAAAGUACUGCUUUUGUAUGGAAAAAAUAAGGUGAAGGGUUGCUAAAGAGGUUUUAAUUUAAAACAACAGAAACAAAAAAGUAACUCUGGUGUUUAAGUACUUCCUUGAUUAAGCAGCUGUGUGUGUGUGUAUAGGGGAGAGGGUUUUUGAUGAACAACAUCUUAAAUAUAAGGUCUUAGUUUUUGUGGGCUUGUAAGGAACCUGACUCUUCUGUGUCCCACAUACGUGCAAUUCCUGUUGAGUUUUGGAGGAUUCAUGUAUGGUUAGGUACUGAAAGAAAAUCUUAAAUUGGAUGAAAAUCAGAUGCUUUAAAUCUAUUUUAGAUUAGGCUGGUUGUACUUUUGACCUUUGCAGUUUGUCAAAAUGUACUUUGCUUUGAAUUGUAUUUUUGGAAAGCAGGCCGUCAGCCUCAGAUCUGUUGUCACCAGCAGAACGUGGUAGGAACUGUGAGAAUACUGUCUCGCUGGAAACACCAGUUUGCAAAAUCAGCGCUUGUUUCAUAUAAAGUUUAAACUCUAGAGAUGAAUAUUGUCAGCCUAUUUGUCUGUCUGAGUUUACUUUCUAUGAAGACUUUAAAAUUCAAUAGCAUGUCAGAAAGUUGAAUCAUUAUUAAGUAGAGGACAAUAGUAGAAGGUAUCCUGAAAGGUUGGGUUUCAUCAUUCUGACAAACUCAAAGUUCUGUGCUUGCUUAUUUCUGUAUUGUCAGCAAAUUCCUGAAAGGCACCACAGGCAUUAACUAAUUGAUCUCCUUUAGUGGGUAACAACUUGCUGCUGCAAUCAAGUACUUAAGUCACGCUCAUUUUGUUUUGUUGACAUUAUAUACUUUCAUGGAGAUAUGAGGAAGCUUUCAGUUUUAAGUAGGUAGUUGUUCAAGAUCCUUUACAAGUCAAACUCUCCCUGCCCCAAAUCACUCCACAUCAUGAAAGUUCAGAGUUCAGGUUUCGGAAUUAAAUCACCUUAAUUUGUCCUGUUGGUGCACAUACAUUAUUAUUCAGCUUAUGAAUCCAUCUAAAACAGUGGUAAUGGAGCUGUCUGUGUUCUGGCUCGUUAAGUGUUGAAUGGAGCAUUGAAUGCCUAUGCAUUAACAUUUAAGAGUCUGAUACAGAGACAGCAAAAAUCCUUAAUUAAGCCAAUAAUUCUGUUUGUGAGCCCUGGAAUUUGGAGUUUAAUUAGUAUGCUGUAAGUAAAUUAUAGGAUCAUACACUUCAAAGCUUGAUGAAGAGUAGAACUAAUGUAAACAUUUUUGUUUUCUGUAUGAGGCAAGACAGAAAGGAGUUGCACAGGCAACUUCUGGCUUUUCUCAACUUCUGAGUUCUUGAACUUUGAGCCCUGAUGAAAUUUUUUAAUAUAUUUCCUAUGUAAAUAGCUCAGAUAAAGGAUAUGAAACCAUGUUUCACAUUAUACUGUUGUUUAAGAGCAAAAACAAAGGAUUAGAAGUUGUUUCAAAAGUUGUCUUUGAUAGUUUUUGUGAUUUUACAAGUUAGGGGAAAGUAGAAUUGCUAGUGGAACUAGCAGAUUUCAGAAAUAAAACCUCAAAUUUUGAACCAAUAACAUUAUAUAGAAAAUCUUCUCAAUUUUUAAUGUUCUUGCUUGUGAUUUCUCCUUGUAGCAAUAUAAAGAGCGUAGCAUAAAUUUUUCUUGUUUUGACUGUUACUCAGAAAUAAAUACUACAUCACAAUAACAAAUCACUUUUGCUUCUAAUGAACAUGUGUGAUAUCUUGUUGUUUUGAGGUAAGCUUUUUUUUUGUUACAGUGAAACAGUUUUGUGAAACACAUGGCUCCAUGAGGACUGGAACUGUUUAAUCCCAGCUUCCUCCCUUGUUCUGGACAAUCUUUUGAACUCUAGAGGAAGUUUUCCCCGUGUUUAGCAAUGUCCAUGCUUUGGAUUUUAUUUUUCUAAGAAUAUAUGAAUUUUUGCAAUGGCUGCUGUCUCAGCUGAGAUGCCCGUUACGUGCUGAAUUGAUUAAAACUUUGGUAGUCCUGAAGGGAAAGUGAUGCUUACAAACAGAAAGAGCCUUGCUUGCUCAAGCUUUGUUUUACAGAAAGUAAGACAAAACUCAAUUGUAUUGGCUGAAUAUAACUCUGACCUCUGAAGAACUGAGUGGGGAACUCAGUUUCUUGAGUAGUACCUAUACUUUGUGAAAUUUACUAUAUAACAAUGUUUUAUCUACUUAUUUUUCCAAGGAUUGGGAAAUCCAGGCUUGUCUAGAAGGAAUUUUUAUUUAAAUUCAGCUGAUGCAUUUUCAUCUCAGGUACUUCAUGUUUCACUUAAUGUAAUUCAGGCUGAGACUGAAUGGUAACAUUUUAUUAUGCAUAUUGUGUUUCUAUUAAUGAUGUGCAUUUGUAGUAAAACAAUUGGUUACUAUUUUGGAAAAAAAUGUUUAAUCAAUGAGUAAAAAAAUAUGAAUUUCAUACACAGAAAUGAGAUUCUUUCACUUCACACAGCUGAGGAAUUUAUAGAAAAGAGCUGUUUCCACAUAUAGAAACUAAAUUGUGUUGUUUCAGAAUUUUCCACUAUGAGAAGUGAAACAACAGAUUUAAUGUGCUUAAAAAUUAAAGGGACAGAUGUAAGAAUCUAUGCAAGUCUGUAAUUUAUUAAGUCUUAAAGUUGUGUGGAAUUACUUUUAUGAGGCAAGUAUUACACUGUAUUGAUAUUAAACUUUUUUAUGUGGGCUGAAGGAGAAGGGUAGAAUCUUUGUGGUGCCUUGUAGCAAAUAAAUUGUAUUUACCCCUCUGAAUAUUGAGUAAAGAAAGUCCAAAAGCAGAGGUCAGUCCCUUCCUCUCUUAUUAAUUGCUUCUUCCUCCUCUACAUACUUUGAGACUUAAGUGAAGUGUAUGAAUGUUGUACAGCAUUAAACAUUACAUAUGAAAGAUCUUUUCACUCUUUAAUCAAGGCCCUGUGCUCUCUUUCUAUUCAGAUCAUAAAUGGGUCAACUUCAUCUUUCUAUUUACGUAGAGGGUAACUGCAUUAUAAAGGAUUGCUACAUCUUAAAUUGAGAGGAUAGAGCAUUAUCUUUUAAUAAAAGAAAGUUAGUGUUACUGAAAAUGGCACAGUAGGGGUGGUGAGGGUGAUAGCUAUGAAGAUCUCAGAGAAAGCUGCCUACUUGGUCAUGUGAAUUUGAAGUGUGUUUCAGCCCCAGUCAGAAGCUAAUCUCUCUGAGGUUAAUUUGAAGCCAGAGGCACAGCCUUAAUGAGUUGCAAAAGCCAAGAUAGUGUAGUACAAACAAAAGUAGUGUAAGACUGCUGUUUUGCUGUGUGCGCGUGCGCAUCUUCUAGAUGAGCUGAAAAUAGUGGGAAUCUUAAGUUGCACAAUUAACAAACAUACAGUUAGCAGAGCGGCAUGGCUAGGAUGGUAUUUUACAGGCUUUAUAGUUAGAAAGAUUAUCAUAGUGGAAAGAGACAAAUCAAAAAUAAAUGAAACGCUCACUUGCAUCCUAGGUUCACAGUAGAAAGCUCUAAAGGGAAAGAACUCCAGAAAAAGACUCUUCCCUAGUGGCAGUCAGCCCUUAAAUGGGGUCUAGGGGAGGUGCAGCCAGACUCCACCCCUUCUGGUCGCACAGCUGAACUACCUUCACCUGUGCUCCCAUGGCUGACUCAGUGCUUGCUUCAGGUGAUCAAUCAGUGAUUCAGGCCAUGAGUCAGCAGUUCCCAUACAUAAGUCAAAGAUCCUCCAAUUGUUUAUAAGGUGGAAAUGAGAUGGCUCUUGAAGUUAAAUGAGUCUGGAUAAAACACAAAUGAAGCAGAAGCUGCUCUGCAUGUGUUAGGGCUAUAUCACCACAAGCACUGCUGAUCAGCCAGACUUGGUAACUUGUCAUAAUGAAGAAAAUUAGUCUCAAAACAAUUCGCAAGUCCUUUAACUUAAAUAAAAGUAAAGAUGAAAGUGACUUUGUAGUGGUUCAGCAGCCAUCGUUAAGUGAAUUUGGAAAAGAUGACUCCCUGUUUGGCAGCUGCUAUGGUAAAGAUUUGGCUAGCUGUGAAGUCAAUAGUGAAGAUGAAAAAGGAGGCAAAAAUAGAUCAAAAAGUGAAAGUUUAAUGGGUACGUUAAAAAGGAGGCUUUCAGCAAAACAAAAGCAAAAAGGCAAAGGCAGCACACCAUCUGGAAGUUCUGCAGAUGAUGAUACCUUUUCUUCGUCAUCUGCUCCAAUAACUUUCAAAGAUGUGCGAGCUCAAAGACCUCUGAGAUCCACUUCCCUCCGUAAUCAUCAUUACAGUCCAACUCCAUGGCCCCUUCGACCUACAAAUUCAGAAGAGACUUGCAUAAAAAUGGAAGUGAAAGUCAAGGCCUUGGUCCAUUCCUCUAAUCCAAGCCCAGCACUGAAUGGCGUUCGAAAGGACUUCCAUGACUUGCAGUCAGAUAACGUGUUCCAGGAACAAAACAAUGCAUUAAAAAAUACAGAAUCUCAGAAUGGGGACUUGCAUCUUCAUAUUGAUGAACAUGUGCCUGUAGUUAUUGGAUUAAUGCCUCAGGACUACAUUCAGUAUACUGUGCCUUUAGAUGAGGGAAUGUAUCCUUUGGAAGGAUCACGUAGUUACUGUCUGGAUAGUUCCUCACCCAUGGAAGUUUCAACUGUUUCUUCUCAAGUGGGGGAAAAUGCUUUCCAUGAAGAAGAGAGUCAAGUGGAUCAGGAUGUAGUAGUUGCACCAGAUAUCUUUGUGGACCAGGCAGUGAAUGGUUUGUUGAUUGGUACCACAGGAGUUGUGUUGCAAAAUCCAAGAGUUAAUCACAGUGAUGUCCCUCCACUUUCACCUUUGCUACCUCCAAUGCAGAAUAAUCAAAUCCAAAGGAACUUUAAUGGAUUGAAUGGCACAGAUGCCCAUGUGGCUGAAAGUAUGCGCUGCCAUUUGAAUUUUGAUCCUAACACUGCCCCUGGAGUUGGAAGAGUUUAUGAUUCUGUACAGAACAGUGGUCCUAUGGUUGUGACAAGCCUCACAGAAGAACUGAAAAAACUUGCGAAACAAGGAUGGUACUGGGGCCCCAUUACACGCUGGGAGGCAGAGGGAAAACUAGCUAAUGUGCCUGAUGGCUCGUUUCUUGUUCGAGAUAGUUCUGAUGAUCGUUAUCUUUUAAGUUUGAGUUUUCGUUCCCAUGGAAAAACACUUCACACUAGAAUUGAACAUUCAAAUGGUAGGUUUAGCUUUUAUGAACAACCAGAUGUGGAGGGGCAUACGUCUAUAGUUGAUCUAAUUGAACAUUCGAUCAGGGACUCUGAAAAUGGAGCUUUCUGCUAUUCAAGAUCCCGACUGCCUGGAUCUGCAACUUAUCCAGUGAGACUAACAAAUCCAGUGUCUCGGUUUAUGCAGGUGCGUUCUUUACAAUACCUGUGUCGUUUUGUAAUACGUCAGUACACCAGAAUAGACCUGAUUCAGAAACUGCCUUUGCCAAACAAAAUGAAGGAUUAUUUACAGGAAAAGCACUACUGAAAGCUUAUGGGAAUCUUGCAUCUUGCACUUUGGGAACAACAACAACAAAAAGAGAUUGAAUUACAGUUUACAGACGUUCAUUAUUAUCAAAAUCUUUUGCUGCCAUAACAAUAUUUCAUUUUUGUGUGUAAAAGAAACGUAAUGCAUUUGGAUUUAUGUUUGUUUUGGGGGGUUUUGUGUAUUUUUGGGGGGCUUUUUUUUUGUAAAGAAUGAUCUCAAGUUUAUUUUUAGAAGUGUGAAAUAGCUAUCUUUCAUCAAUGUGCAGAUUAAUCACAAUGUGAAUGAUCAAAUUAUCCUUAAUUUCCCCCAAGUCCUUUGCUGCUAUCCACUGUGAUUUUUAUGCAUUGAAAGCACAUUUCAUGUGUAUUCAACCAUAAGUAAAAGUCAAUGAAACUUGUUCAAUGGAUUUUUUAUUCCUUUAAAAUAGCCUGUUGGAAAAAGAUGAUCAUGGUUAAAAAUAUUGGUAUUCUAAAUUAAAGAAUUUACAACUAUGUUAAAAAUGAUUUCCUAGUUUCCUAAUUAUAAAUUUCUAUACAGAUAUGUCAUAAUGUGGAACUUAAUAGAGCUGUGUGAUGAAGACAUGCUUAUGCAGCAGAUAUCCUAAAAACAAACAAAAAAAACCAAACCCAAUAAAGAACAAAACACCUUUCUCUUAAACCUUGUAUUGUCUGUAUACUACUUUAUGUUUGAGAAAGUUGGUUCAGCUUUCUUACUGCCUCAGUAUUAUGUUCUAAAAAUGGCCUUUAAAAAAAAAAAAAAGAAAUCUUUGAGAGACAAUUCAUCAUACCUAUGAGGAAGCUGCAGUAUUGGGAUGACAUCAAGUAUCUUUAAAUGCCAUCAGUUAAAUAAGCGAACUCCUACCAGGACCCUUCUUUCUGUUGUUUACCCUCUUACCUCCCUUUGGGCAAAAAUAUGCCCUGAAAUUAUAGGAAGACAAUAGGAAAUGCUUUUACUGAAGUACGAACUGAUAAGCCAUUUCAGGGAUGGGGUAUAACUUCUAAUAGGAGGAUUUCUACAAUAUUUAUUCAAAGUACUAGAAGUUUCAGCAUUUCCCAUUUUUUUGUAUUUUUUCACUUCUGAAAUGCAGUAAUACACUAAUGUUAUUUGGAUCUUUUAUUCCAUUUUUUUUAUUAUUCUUUGAGGAGGAAAAAAUAGGACUAAUAAUCUUUUGGAUGGAAGUUGCUUGAAAUGAAUCUCUAAAGCUCUAUUCUCAUAGGCCCUGAUAUUCUGGGGAGGAGAGGUUUGAAUAUAUAUUGACCACAGAGAAUGUUUCAGUUAACUGUCAUGAAAUAUGUUUUGACAUAUGAAAUAUUGAAUCAAUUAAGUAAAUGUUUAUGAUAUCUGUCGAAGAUUUUGGCAUUUCAAAAGCUUACAGUUAUUCUGACAUUCGAUAGGGAAAAAGACUUUCAGUUGGGAAUACAGAUUCCACACUGUAAUCAUUCAUUCAUGCAAUCUUAAUCCAUGGCAUUUUUUUGUUUCCUUUAUUUUAUUUUAUUUUUUCUCCUCCUUGUUCUUGCCCAUGAUUUUGUCCCUUUUACAUUAAAGGGAUAAAGGGAUCGUGGCUAACUGACUUGGGACUGACUCUGCCCCUAGAUCUUAGUAUUUUAGAAUGUCAUCUUCCCCAUCUCUGGUAGGAGUUGCUGGUUAGUAAACAUCAGCAUAGAAAGGGCUUUUUAUCUUUGAUACAGCUUUCUUUUUUAGGUCAUUUUCUUCUUUUUCUUUUAUCUAGCUUUUUGUCCCCUGGAGUGAGUCUUUAGUAAUGAAUACACUAUUGCUGCAAGGUGGUGUAAUAGCACUACAUCUUGGGUUGCCUGAAUUGAUAGACAAAAUUUAUAUUUUUUUAAUUUAUUUUUUGACCAUAAUGUUUAACAAAAAAGUAAAAAAAAAAAAAAAAAGGAAAACAAAGGUAGAUUAAAGGCUACCUUUGCUUUUAAGGGAGCGAGAGUAAGGAUUUCUUCUUUAGUCUGAUAAAAGUUUUAAAUUAAAAAAAAAAAAAAAAAAGAGCUGUCUAUAUACAUAAUUUGUUUCUGCCAUUGAAAUACAUGUAUGCAAGUGUGAAUUCUGUUUUCUUUUUUUCCUCUACUGUCAUCUCCCCAACCCUAACCCCCCUGAAUCAGAAUCACUAACUUUAUUCAAAAAAGGCACAAUAACCUAUUGUAUGGUACAGUGUUCUGAUUCUGUCUGUGAGGAGGAAAAAGAAAAUCAUUUUUAUAGAUUUCAGAUGCAUACAUCUUGGAAGAAAACCUCUGGCAUUUACUUCACUUUAAAAAUUCUUUCCCUGUGCAAGCUAGAGGCCCUAUGCAUUCUACAGAAUCUUUGAAAAAUUAUUGUAUAAUAAAUAUUUUCUUUGCCAUUUAAUACCACUAUUGAAUGCAUUAAAGUUAUACUAUGCCACAUGCGUUAAUUUAGCAGUUACUACAUUGAAAUCAAAAUAUUUGAAGGUAUAAUAUCCCAGUCUUAUUGCUGAAUUGAAAAAUAUGUAAGAACACGUGCCCAUGCCUUUUCAGAUGUGUUUGUUCACUCAUAUGUGUUGAUGAUUUCUGAAACUGUAGUUCAGCUGUCCAGUUCUUGAAUUGCCUCCCUUGCUAUAUACUUUGUUUAAUCAGGUCAACUUACUGUUGUCAUUUUUCCCCUCCUAUAAAGCUUCCACAAAAAGAACACCUUAAAUUACUGGAGGCCUACAGUGUGGGGACCACAUAGCACCUUGUUUCUUGAUAAAAAUGGUGGUAAUAUUUCUACUGAGGUUGAAAUACCUUAAAUCUAUAGUAAGUAGACAAAAACAACAACAACAACAACAACAAAACAAAAACAAAUGUCCAAUACUGAUUUUUACACGUUUCAUUAUUCAGAAUUUAUCAGUAAGUUUUAUGCUAAGGUAAUUGGCCAGCCAGGAGAAAGAACCCAGAAAAAAUACUUUGGAAACCUUAAGGGUACUUACAACUUCGUAUAAUAAAUAUUAAUAUAGAAUAAACACAGUAACACUUAAUUAUGAGACAAUUUAAAAUACUCAGAGUAACCACAAAAAUUGUUUUGAUGUCUACUUCGUAAAAUUUAGAGAAACAAUGUGUCCUUGACAAACAAAAAGGAAAAUAAUUGAAGAUAUUUUGAGGACCUUUAAAAUAGCUACACUAAGAAAAAGUUAACUGAUUAUGAGUUUCAUAGAGUAGAAAUAACUAUUUCUUCAGCACAACAGUUUAAGUGUUCAAAAGACAGGCCUUUUAUGCAACUGAAUUGUGGAACAAUGUUUUUCGAAAUUAAACUUUGAAAUAAAACUCCUUUUUUUGAGUGUAUGAAGUGGUUGAAAUUAUUGGAAACAUUUGUGUUUUACUGAUUAGAAGAGUAAAACAUUAUCUUUUAUUUGAACAUAUAAAAGUUUGCACACUUUUUUAAAAUUUACAGGUCAGUGUUAUAAACAACUGAAAGUGAUUUGUAUUCUUUUAUCAAUUUGAAGGAUAUAGCACUUAUCCUGCUCUUGACAUUGCAAAUACCAUCUUUUGAUAAAAAUGUUUUUCUGUCAGAAGGAUCUGAAAUGCAAUUCGUAAAUAAAUUCUUUGUUUAGCAAUGAACUGACUUUACAUUUAAUUACAGCCAAUUUCUUUCUAUGAAUAUUGGGUGCUGGGCUAAGUGAAAUCUGUGCAGUUUUUGUUUUGUUUUGUUUUGUUUUUGUGAUGCAUUUCAUCUAUGUGAAUACCAGAAUUAUAAAUUUAAAACAGCAUACCAGCAAUAUAUGGGCUAUAAUUCUGUUGAGGAAGUAUUUCUCUGUUACUGUAUUUUCAAUUUCCGAGCUAAGCUAUGGAUGAAUUUCAUUUCUUUCAAUCUUUUUAUGACUGCAAAGAAUAAAAAUUAGUAACAUCCUUUAUAAAUAAAAAAUGGACAAGAUGGUAGUUCAUGAUAUGGCAUUGAUGUGUCUGGAAACUCCUAAAUUCUACAAAGAUAAUGAAAAAUUCUUAAAAGAUUUUCUAUGACUUUAUGUUGGGUUAAAGAAUUUUUAUAGUGAUGAUGGAGUGCCAUGAAGUUAAUACUUGCAAUCCAGAUUGCUGUAGUUUACACUUUUCUCUGUUUCAGACCUGGUGUGCACUAUUUGUACUAAGCACGCCACAGAGUGAAUUAUCCAAAGUCCAUUGAUUUUAAUGUGUUUUGGUUUGUAAACAAAAUUACAGUAAUUUCUUGCACAUUUUGGAGAAAUAAUUGUAUAAGGAUUAAUGUAUCUGCUUCUGGAUACAGUGUGUAAAUAAAAAUUUCAUUCACAAGAA